Messenger RNA from Acanthosepion pharaonis, 879 nucleotides. NCBI's taxonomy places the organism in Eukaryota, Metazoa, Mollusca, Cephalopoda, Sepiida, Sepiidae. The record is from the annotation of a GenBank genome assembly.
AUGUCGCAGUGUGUCCAAUCACCACUCCCACCUUUUCUUAAACAAUCCCGGAUAUGCCUGCUAGUAGAGAAAGGUCACGACCCUUCGUCAUCGUGUCUCUUGUAUGAACCGUCAUAUCUAGAUGCCCGAGACUUCACAGCGGCUUUUAGCCGGCUACGGAAGCAGCCCGGCCGUCGGGCUGGGUUGCGACCAUGGCAAAGUCUAGGGCAGGGGAGCCUUCCUGAAUCGCGAUUUUGCGCCCAGUCAAGUCGACCGAGCCCAGCAGCUGGCGGGACCCAGCAUCAGCAGCACCAUUUGUUCAAACAGUCUUUUUCAGGGCUAACUUCUGAAAGUCAUUCGAUCGCCACUCUUCGAGGCUCCACUCACUUCACUCUCUGCUACUGCUUUCCCUCUGAGAUGCCAGAUAACUCCUGCAGCUUCCUGCACUCCUGCAGCUACCAGCAGUAUCCAGCUCACUCUUGCAGCUUCCAGCUCACUCCCGCAUCUUCCAGCACUCCUGCAGCUUCCAGCUCACUCCUGCAGCACUCCUGCAGCUCCCAGCUCACUCCUGCAGCAUCCAGCACUCCUGCAGCUCCCAGCUCACUCCUGCAGCUUCCAGCUCACUCCAGCAGCUACCAGCUCACUCCAGCAGCUUCCCACACAACCAGUUCCAACCUCCGGAUACCGUUCCCGAAUAAACGACCUCUGUCGUCUUUCUAUCCACCGUUCGCAAAUAAAGACACGAUUUCUAUCGCCUACAACGGACCAUCUGCGUUUGUCAUCCUUCUUUGCUAUUGCCUUUGUGUCCCCUUUUUAGUUGUACGGUCGAUUGGCACUCACACCUCUCGGCCCGCUGCAACACCGACCGAUUUUUCCCUGACUCUCUACGUUUCACUUUGA